This is a messenger RNA of Pseudophryne corroboree (corroboree frog), 853 nucleotides long. RefSeq lists its product as uncharacterized. The coding region runs from base 1 to 750 and encodes 249 amino acids. Lineage: Eukaryota; Metazoa; Chordata; Amphibia; Anura; Myobatrachidae. The record is from RefSeq and is a predicted model, not a curated record. The transcript has 8 exons.
AUGACAAUGCUGGAGGAGAUUGUUCCCUCUAGCAACCAGAGGAGCGGUCCCUCUAGGGCAGUUGGGAUAGAAGAUAAUGAGGUUCCUAGUCAUAUUGUGGUGCAUAAAGAGAAUGAUGUCUCUAGCACAAGGGGAAAUACUUAUCUUAAUUGUAUGUAUGUAAACGCUAGAAGCCUUACAGGUACAAAGGACAAACUAGAAAUCCUUGCAACAAGCAAACAGUAUGAUAUUAUAGGCAUUACUGAAACUUGGUGGGACGAAUAUCAUGAUUGGACAGACAAUCUAGAGGGUUAUACACUGUUCAGGAGAGACAGAUUAAAUAAACGGGUGGAGGUGUAUGUCUUUAGUACCACCGCCACCUGCCAGCACACAUGCCCGGCUGUUGGUGAUGAGGCACCAGGCACCAGCACAGCCGUACCACCGCCACCUGUGCACCCAACACAGGGCCAGAGGGAGGAGGAGAAGCCACCAGGCCCCAUCUCAUCCGCAGCACGUGCCCCACCCACCCAGAAGCCUACCCCACCUGCCCAGGAGCUGGAGGUAGCAAGCUCCGAAAGUGACCGCCUCGUGAUUGAUACAGAGGCAGAGGAGGAGGAGAUGGGGGAGCCCUCAGGCAAGAAUGAUAUCAGUUACGUGGAGUCGGGGGAGGAGGAGGAGGAGCCACAGUCACAGUAUAGUCAAAUAAGAGGGAGGGAUUUUUCGGAGAAGCUUACCUAUAAUGUCACUUUGGGUCCUAUCGCUAAUGAGUGAUCUAACUUCCAUAUCAACCUCUGCGGCAAAGAGGUCAGGGAUAUCUGGUAUACCGGUAUAAUUAUGUAGAAACAUCUCAUCAUCUUUUAGGACAGCAGUGCUG